Myiozetetes cayanensis is the source of this 5681-nucleotide messenger RNA. RefSeq names its product LIM zinc finger domain containing 2 (gene LIMS2). The transcript has 11 exons. Lineage: Eukaryota; Metazoa; Chordata; Aves; Passeriformes; Tyrannidae. Gene Ontology annotation, biological process: positive regulation of integrin-mediated signaling pathway; positive regulation of substrate adhesion-dependent cell spreading; cell-cell junction organization. The record is from RefSeq and is a predicted model, not a curated record. The coding region runs from base 228 to 1253 and encodes 341 amino acids. Gene Ontology annotation, cellular component: cytoplasm; cell-cell junction; focal adhesion.
CAGCGCCGCCUCUCUCCGGGCCAGGCUCGUAGUAGCUGCCAUGUGUUUACUGCCAGGAAAAGCAUGCGCGGGCCCGGGGGGGCUGCCCUGAGUCACCACGGGCUGCGGCGCCCGCCCACGCCCGAGGAUCCCGGGCCGGGCCGGGGCGGGGUUAGCGCUGCCCGCUGAGGCCGCCGCGGCCCAGCCGGAGUCCGGGUCCCGCCCCGCAGCCCCUCGGCCCCGCAGCCAUGACGGGCAGUAACAUGUCUGAUGCUCUGGCCAACGCGGUGUGUGAGCGCUGCCAGGCGCGCUUCAAUCCUGCCGAGAGGAUUGUGAACAGCAACGGGGAGCUCUACCACGAGAACUGCUUCGUCUGUGCCCAGUGCUUUCGGCAGUUCCCAGAGGGACUCUUUUAUGAGUUCGAAGGUCGGAAGUACUGUGAGCAUGACUUUCAGAUGCUGUUUGCUCCUUGCUGUGGGGAAUGCGGUGAGUUCAUUAUCGGGCGUGUUAUCAAGGCAAUGAACAACAACUGGCACCCAGAAUGUUUCCGCUGUGAGCUCUGCGAUGUCACCCUUGCUGACCUGGGCUUUGUGAAGAAUGCUGGCAGGCAUCUGUGCAGGCCCUGCCAUAACCGUGAAAAAGCCAAGGGACUGGGCAAGUACAUCUGUCAGAAGUGCCACUUGAUAAUUGAUGAGCAGCCUCUGAUGUUUAGAAAUGAUUCCUACCAUCCAGAUCACUUCAACUGCACCCACUGUGGGAAGGAGCUGACUGCCGAGGCCCGGGAGCUGAAGGGAGAGCUGUACUGCCUGCCCUGCCAUGACAAGAUGGGGAUCCCCAUCUGUGGGGCCUGCCGCAGGCCCAUCGAGGGGAGAGUGGUCAAUGCCCUGGGAAAGCAGUGGCACGUUGAGCAUUUUGUUUGUGCCAAAUGUGAGAAGCCAUUCUUGGGGCACCGACACUAUGAGAAAAAAGGACUGGCUUAUUGUGAAACCCACUAUAACCAGCUCUUUGGAGAUGUCUGCUACAACUGCAGCCACGUGAUAGAGGGAGAUGUGGUAUCAGCUCUUAACAAGGCCUGGUGUGUGAAUUGCUUCUCCUGCUCCACCUGCAACAUCAAGCUCACACUGAAGAAUAAAUUUGUGGAGUUCGACAUGAAACCUGUGUGCAAGAAGUGCUAUGAGAAAUUCCCUCUGGAGCUGAAGAAACGCCUGAAGAAGUUGUCAGAGCUGGCAUCCAAGAAGGCCCAUCCCAAAGCUCUAGAUUUAAACUCUGCUUAAACAGGUCUGUCAGUCUCGUGACUGCACUUUUACAAAAGCUGCUGCUCACUGCAGCUCUUGAUUACAGAGGCAAUUACUAAGAAGUGAAACCAAAGAUAAGUAGUCCCUUCCCCUGCUUCUGGUAGUGUUGCUUGCAUCUAGACUGUCCCUUUUCUCAAGCAGUUGUCUAUUAACACUGGCAGAAAGAGGAGUAUGGUUUGUGCUUGAGCAGUUUACAGGCAGGUUAUUAAUUUGCUAAUAACAGCGCUUUUUGCCUUUGUGGAAUUGUACACAAUCUUUCCUUCCUCAGUUUAACUGAGGAAGCUUCUCUCUCAGCUUCUCUCUCCAUUCCUCUUAGUCUAAGGAAUUUGGAAACAGUGGUUUAGUGUAGGGCUGGAAGAAAUGUCUGAUUUGCUCUUUUUCAGAUAAAGUAUCAACAUUUUUCUUCCUACUGUGGGUGAAGAAAUUUUUAGGUUUUUUAGUACCUAGGCAAAUAUUCUGAAAGUUCUCUUUGCUACAUGCAAAAAGUUCUGGUCUUUCUCCAUUUUCCUUCUGAGAAUAUAUGGGUGUUGGUACAGUCCUUGUGGUUUGUAGGUUUACUGGAAAGGCCCAGGAACCAACAGCUCUGGUAUCUGCACUGCCGGCUUGUGUGUCUUAGGCCCAGUGCUGGGACAGCAGCACAAGUUUGCUUUGCUGCUCCCGUGCUCAGUACUGAGGAGAUUUCAGUUGUCAAGGCCGUGUCAGCCUCUUCAGAAUAGUUGGGUUCUCCUUGAGGAGGAGAUGGAUGGCUAUGGGGAAACAAAACAUUCUGUUAGAAUUGACACUCAUCAUUUUCUCUGUUCUCUACUUCUACAUGGCUACCAGAGCUUCUGCUGGUCAACACAAAGCAUGUCCUCCUAUCCACUGGUGUAGCUGAUAUUUCUUGAGGUAGUGUGGCUGAAGCCUUGGUUGUUCCUUUGCACAGGGAAAUCAAAUGGAUAAUAUAGUACCGGUUUAGGCAUUUAAAUUUCUCUGUUCUCACUUUAUUUGCAAGCUGAGUAUAGGCUUGUUGGUCAUCCUUCAGAAAGCCCAAUACAUGAAGGCAUUUCUAAUGUUUACAGUCUGUAGCAAAUGUGGUCUUAUGCAGGAAAAAACCCCAGAAAGUACUUCUCUUAACAUUUUUACCCAAAUAAGAUUUGCCCCAUCACCUUUCUUCUUAAGACCUGAGUGUACUUAGAGAGAGGAUCUCAAUCAUGAAUGUGUACAUCUCAAGCAUAUAGUCCUGCCCUGUAGUUUUGCCUAUCCCCAGUGAAGUUUCACUGGUACUUCUGUCUCUGCUACUACAACCCAAGGUGCUGAGAAAUUUACUGGUUUUGAACAUUCUCAAUACUUCUUUAGGGGUGAGCCAUCACCAGUGCUGUUCCUGAGCCCACCCGCACGCUGUAUAAUCACAGGAGCUUCGGAAUCCUCUGGAGGCAUUCCCUGUAUUUUCUUGUGAACUAAGCUGAGCAACCUGAAAAUCCCUUUCCAUGAACAGUUGAGGCUGUGCCUGCCCUUUUGUGAGGCUGACAAGCACUGGAGGACUUCUGUCCCUUGCAUGAUUUAAACCUUCCGAAAAGUGGGUAGAUUAAUAGGUCAAAUGAACACAGCAGUUGGGCCUAGGCACCACCCUGCAGCCCCAGGUGAAUUAGCUAGUGAGAAGUUAAAGUUUCCCCAUUUCUUGUAUGUGUGAGCAGCAGCUGGAUUGGACAAUAAUCUACCUUAAAAUUGUGUUAACACACUUACUGGAUCUCCUACCCAUGGAACUGCACCCCUGAUACCAGAGCAGUGGUGGGAAACCCUGGUGAACUGUGUGCAGAUCAAAAUUCCACGUCAGACCAUCUCUUAGAUUCUCUCUGUCUUUGCUAACUUAGUUUCCCUAAUCUGCUUUGCUUUUUGUUGCCCUAAGUUACCUUUAAUUUUUCUUAGUGUUAUACUGUAUCCACUGUAACACUGAUGAGGGGAUAGGCCUAGUUUUAACAGUAAACUCUUCCAUCCUCUCCUGGCCACAAUCUCUGUAGGUUCCAGUAAGAGCAGCUGCUUAUGUCACUGCUUUAGGAAAAGAGAACACUUGCUGUUCUCUCACUAGCCUUAAAACAGACUUUAAGUUAAGGGCACAAAGAGCAUGUCUUUUGGUGCAGUAGGGUGUGGCCACUGUAAACACCCAUCCUGAAAACCUAUUGUUGACAUUUUUGUCACAGCAGGAAACACAGGGAGUGCUGCUCUAGGUUCAGUUCAGUGGGUUAUGCAGAUCCUCCUCAGCAUAAAGCAUUCCGGUCUGUUCCUGUAAUCUCAAUCCCAGCCUAUGCCUUGUGCUGAAUCUGAGCAGCUGUGUAUCCCUCCUGGGAAGGAGGUGGAGGAACACAGAGCAGCACGUUCCUGGUAAAUAGGGAAGGACCACGUCACUAGCAGGCAAUAGGUAAUACUCUUUCAGUGGCCACUCAAGUUCAGCAAUGGAAAAUUGUGUAUAUGGAGGUGAAUGGAAUUACUUUUGUAGUGCAAGUAGAGAUUUAGUGUGUGCUCUUACCUUGUCUCAUUCUAGAAAUUCAGCAGACCUUGUAGGCUUCAGAGUUCACGGAAGAGUUUAUAUCAUUCUCUUUGAUAGGCUGUUCAGUUCUCUAGGAUUUGGAUUAAUGGCCAGUCUUCGCGAGCGAAGAUCCGGGGAAGGUCUUUCCACCUUCCAGCCUGCGCAUUGGAUUUUUUAGGUGAGACACAGUGUGCGCGGAACUGAGCCCACCCUUUAAUCCUAAGGUUCAUCUGCCGGGGCCAAGCGAGCUUGGACGGUGGCAGCGAGGUCCUCAGGACGUAGGUGGGUUGCCUUUAAGGGCUAACGAGCCCCAUCUGCCCGGGAGUGGCCCUGACCGGGAAUCGAACCCGGGUCUCCGCGGUGACAGCGCCGCGCCCUUACCACUAGACCACCAGGGGCUCCAGGAUUUGGAUUAGUGUGGGGGGAAAAAUCAUAGUAAUCCCUGAUCUCUAUAUUAGUGGAAGAUGAUAUUCUCUUAGUAUCUCCUAAAGUAUUAAUUUUUCACAAUUAUUUUUCUAAUACUUCUGUUGCCUAUAGCCUGCAGUAUGCGGAGUUACAGUAGUGAAUAUUACUGACAUACCUUUUGUGGGAGAGUGGAAUUGAAGGAGUAGGAAAAAUAAUAUAAAUAGUUUUAAAAAAUGCAUCUUCCUCUAAUUCUGAGUCUCCUUUUUAAAAACCAAGCAGAAUAUAGUGCAGGCUCAUUAGUGUGUUGAUAGGCUGACAGGUUUGUUUUCUUUUUUAAUGAAGUCAAGGUGUCAGUCAGAAAUAAGCUGCAUGCUUUUUUCCAUUGUUGUAAAUCAGCCUGCUAGCCAAAUUCACCCUCAGUAUCUCACCACUGGAGAGUACAGAUUUAUGCCCAGGUUGAACUUGGCUCAGAAGCCUACACUUACUAAAAGCUGUUGUCUUAUUCUAUGCAUUUAUAGUUUACAUUCUUACUUCUACAUAACUAAAAUCACUAACAUUAACUGAGUACACUUGAAAAUGGUUUUGCUUUUAGAAAGCACAGUAUGUGAAGCUUGUUUGUAUUCAAAGGAUAUGCUAAUCACUUGUCUAGAUGGCAACUAAUCUGCUCUCUAGGGUUUGCAUCCUGGUGUUUAUUUUUACAGCAGUCUCUGCAAUGUUGGCAAAUGUUGGUCAGCCUUUGGUGCAGAGGGUUCCUGAUGUCACAUGGUGUGUAUUAGAUGAUAUGACUGACACUUUUUUCACAAGUGGUUGGAUGGUGAAGGAAUAGAUUGCAGGCAAACAUAGUAAAUGUGGUUGUACUAGUCUGUAAAGCACUGUUUAAGUGCUGAGGGUGUUAUAGACUGAGAAAAGAAUUAGCAGCUACCUGCCUUGGUUCAGGCCUUGAUGAGCGGUGUAGGUUCUGCAUCAUGUAGAGCUCUCAUUUUAUCACACAUGGCUUGUGCUGUCUAAUCAAAACGUGUGAUUGUGCAUUGAAAUGCUGUAAUAUUGUAUCUUUUUAUGUUCCUAUAAUAAAGGUAAUACAUUUUAAAUCUUUACACAAAAAAAAGUAAAAAAUUUGCAUAAUGUAUGGUUAAAAAAUAUACUAUAUUUGCAAUGAUGAACCAGAAAGCACCUGAGGAACCCUGGGGAUUGCCCAAACCUGAGACACUGUUGUGGUGAAUUCAUGUUUUAGAUCUGUGCUGCUUCUCUGGUGAUAUGUUGCUUGAUGAGGGUGUGCAGAAAGGGGGGUUAUCCUUUUAGAGGCUGUAGUGUACAAAAUGUGUUUGUACACAGAUGGGAUGCUGUGAUCAUUUACAGGCUGUAGUAGAUACUUGAUAAAUUUAAGUGACGUGGAUCUAGAGCAAAUACUCAAGUUUCUUGGUAAGAAAAAGACAUUGUGGUUGAUUUUCUGCAAUCUUUAUUUAAAAACCAAGAACAGUACAGUUUGGCUGCAGAAUUUC